Messenger RNA from Coregonus sp. 'balchen', 2421 nucleotides. The record is from the annotation of a GenBank genome assembly. Lineage: Eukaryota; Metazoa; Chordata; Actinopteri; Salmoniformes; Salmonidae.
CCCCAUUCCACACCUGCCUCCCUUCUUCAGACCCCUCAAUCAGUUCCGGACAGUUCCGGGAAGCUUGCUCAACUCUACUCCUUCACUGGCUAUUCCAUCCUUUCUUUGUCCAAGUCAGAUUUCCUACCCUUUUUUCCUCUUUUGUGGGAUCUUUCCUGUGCGGUGUACCAUUCCUACAGUUUGCUGAAUUUCUGUCAUUUGGCCAUUAUUAUUUUUCUUUUGGCCUGAGAUUUCUUUAUCUCCCUCUAUUUUAACUUUCCCUUUUUCUCCAGCGGUUUUGUGGCUCGUCUCUCUUUUCUUCUCGUUGGCUGUGUUUUCGCUCUCUGCUGCCGUCUGUUGCCCACACCAUGGCCCGUCCUCUGGCUCUGGAGCCGAUAAGAGGGCAUUUGGGUGUUAAGAGUUCCCUAAAUGGGAGCGCAGACUUUGACAGACUUAGUUUUGUGGGGGAACAGCAUCCUCCACCUCCCCUCCACAGUUACCUGUGGCUAACAAUCCUCACCUGCUUCUGCCCCGCGUACCCAGUCAACAUUGUAGCCCUGGUCUUUUCAGUAUUGGUAAGUAGGGGACAUCACAGGCAUAUGGGAAACGGUUUACUCACUGACUAAUAUAUGUCUUAAAGCUAAUAUAAAUGUAUUGAAUAAUGAAUGAGAAAUAUAUUGAAAAUAGUGUGAAAAGUACAUCAGGUCAAUUUCUAUGUAAGAAAAAGCCAAUGUAGAGUGUGAUAUGUUGCAAGAUGAAUACAUUGUAAACAUAUUGUAUUGCAUUUCACAAUUUUUGCAAUUAUAAAAUAAUCCUAAUUUCAUAUUCUGUUGAUGUAGUAUUAAAGGGACAGUUCGCUUUUUUGAAGUUUAACUUAUUUUCAACAUCCCUAGGAUGUUGUUUCCUCCAAACCAUUUAAAAAUUCAUUAGCUAGUUAUUUAGCAAUGUCCAGAAUAAUCUGGCUAGCAUUAUUGGACAAUGUAGCAAUGCUAGUGGAAACUGAUUGUGUCCGUUAGCGGUUAUUCAAAAGCAUGAGGAAUGCGGAGGAGAGCGGAAGGCAGCUCUGCUCUAGCUUUUGACUGCAUCUCUAAAGGAAACAAUCUGAUUCCAUGUUUUUUUUCUGGGAUUCCAGCAACAAGCAGUAAAAAAAAAUAUCUGGUGCACCAGCUUUGAAUGCUUGCCAGGACAACAGUUCUCCUCUGCAAUUCUCACAUGUUCUUAAACUACAUGUCAGGUCAUAAGAUACGGUGUUGAGAGCUGGCUGAUCACACUAGGAUCUCUGGCCCAACUUUCUCACGAUGUGUGUGUGUUUUUGUGGGACCGAGAAAGUGAAGUGGUGUUGGUAAUAUGGUAAAGAGUCUACCGGUAAUCCCGUAUUUAUUUGAUCAUCUGCGUGUGGCCGUGCGUGUAUGUGCACGGUGUGUCGGUCUGUCUGUGUAUGUGUCUGUGUUUGAGGAAGAAACGAGAACCAAACAUGUCUAAUGAGAGGAACAGAUGUGUGUGUGGUAGGGCAGUGCCCUCUGACAUGCUCGAUGUGCCCUCCUAACAUGCUCCCCUCCCCUCUCAAAACACCACGUCACUGACACACUUUCCCAUCCAAAGGGUUUGGACUCCCUUACUUUCUCUUCCACCUUUCUAUUCUCUCUCUCAAACACACAAUCACACAAUGUUAUGCAGACCUGGGUUCAUAUAGUAUUUCUUCUAAACAGCCCUUGGUUGAGCUUGUCUGGUGCAAUGUAUUCAAUGGAAUAGUCAAAAGUGCAAAUCCCCACCCAUCUGACACUCCAGCCAGGCUCAAUCAAACACUCAAAAUAUUAGAAAGAAAACGGAUACUAUUUGAACCCAUGUGUGGUGUUAUGUGUACCAUUCCUCAUUCACAUUUGAGGAUCACAUGUAAAUAUUACACAUUUAUUUUACUCCAAAUGAUUUUCCAAUUACAGGUCUACUUCAGUAUGAGGUAGGUAUGAGCCAUGAUCAUAUUUCUCUUUAAAUUGUCAUGGUAAGCAACACAUUUUAGAGACAAUCCACGACUGCUGGUGAAGUUGAACGCUCCCUUAGUGAAGUGUUUUCCCUCUUGUCCCCAUGCAGUCCAGGAAAAGUUAUGAGUUGCAAGACUAUGAUGGCUCGCGCCGACUGGGUCAGAAAGCUCUCCAAGUGGCCAUCGCCUCCAUCGUCAUCGGCCUCCUCUUCGUCGCCAUAUUCAUCAUCGUUCACUUCACCACGGUAAUGCAGCAGCCAUUCCCCACAAUGUAACCAAUGGAAUUUCCCAUAAAGUGCUAACGCCGCUCAUCUGGCACUCCAGGCAGGCUCAGUCAAAAGCUCAAAGUAUUACAAAAAAUAACUACAAGAUUUGAACAGACAUAAAGUACAUGCAAAUAUUUAACAGAGACAAACACUCAAACAUGCAUUCAACAAUAUAUAAAUAUAAUUUGCAUACUGUAG